Molecule: messenger RNA, 1207 nt
Organism: Beta vulgaris subsp. vulgaris (sugar beet)
Lineage: Eukaryota; Viridiplantae; Streptophyta; Magnoliopsida; Caryophyllales; Amaranthaceae
Product: 3-isopropylmalate dehydratase small subunit 1
Exons: 2
Coding region: 148-915 (255 amino acids)
Molecular function (GO): hydro-lyase activity
Source: RefSeq, a predicted model, not a curated record
ACAAUCUUCAUUUUUCUUGGGGGAGGAAGAUACACUUUCCCACACAAAGUUCCAAUUUUGCAGCAGCCGCCCCAUUUCGCAGCGAAACCAUUCACCCAGCCUAUCUCUCGACUCUCGACUCUCGACUCUCGACUCUCUCUCUCUCCAAUGGCAAAGGCAGCUCCAACAACCUUCCGCACCUUCUCUUCUUCAAACCCAAAUUUCCACAAAUCCUCAAUUCCUCCUGCAUCCUCUUCAUUCCUAAAACUGCCCACCACCUAUUCGACGAAAUGCCGCACUCAAUUCCUCACCAAAAACUCUCAAUCAAUCCGCUCACCCUGUUUUUCACCCAUUAAAGCCACCCCAUCCUCUUCUUCUUCAUCCACCGCCUCAUUUCACGGGCUCUGCUAUGUCGUUGAUGAUAACAUCGACACUGACCAAAUAAUCCCUGCUGAGUACCUAACUUUGGUGCCUUCAAACCCUGAAGAAUACCAAAAACUCGGCUCAUAUGCGCUAAUUGGAUUGCCCAGUUCAUACCAAGUUCGAUUUAUUGAUGAAAAUGAAACUAAAACAAAGUACUCUAUUAUCAUUGCUGGUGCCAAUUUUGGGUGUGGGUCAUCAAGGGAACAUGCCCCAGUUGCUUUGGGUGCUGCUGGAACUAAAGCUAUAGUGGCUGAGUCAUAUGCUAGAAUCUUUUUUCGGAAUUCAGUGUCGACUGGGGAAGUUUAUCCGUUGGAAUCCGAAGUCAGGAUUUGUGAGGAGUUUACUACUGGGGAUGUGGCUACUGUUGAGCUUGCUGAGAGCAAGUUGAUUAAUCAUACCACUGGGAAGGAGUAUACAUUGAAAUCUAUUGGGGAUGCUGGUCCUGUUAUUGAUGCCGGUGGGAUUUUCGCUUAUGCGAGGCAAGCUGGGAUGAUUGCUUCUGCAGCCUCUUAAGAAAGCUCAUUUUUUGUGAGCAGGUUUGGUCUAGUGCAGAUUAACAUGAAUUAUAGUUCAAAACCAGUACUCGCGACCGUCUCAGCGUCUUCACAAUCCCAGAUGGGAUCCAUAGAUAUUUGGACUCUCCCCUGCUGUGUAUUAGAUUUGCGUUUCUUGAUAAAGUCUGCUGCUGUAUGAUUGUCAUAAAUCAGAUUAUGAUUUGUAUUUUGGGGCACUUAUUGUUCUGCUUAAUUAAAUGAAACAAUAAGCUGUAACUUUGGGCGUAUUUUAUGCAUCUGAAUUUAACUUA